GUUUGCUUUGAGGGUGACGAGUGGCCCAUGUAUGACGAGUUGUGCAAGGUGGCAAACUCGGUCUUCGACCACGUCCCCGUCAGAGACGGUAUCCCGAGGCUGGUAGCGAAGAACACGCAUCGCUGGCCUGACCCUACCGACAAGCCCGACUUUGAGGAGAACACGAACCCUGACGUAACUGUCUAUCCCGAACACGACGACGCGAAGCGCGCAUAUACGAUCGAGGCGUCAGCGCUCAAAGGAAAGUCGGAGCAGAGAAUCAAGCACUGUGCAGAGAAGGAGGCUAGGACUUCGUGGCUAUGGGCAAGCCUUUGUAUCGAAGCGAAGGCUGAUACCGAUGACUCUCCGUUUGUGGUGCCGCCGGCCAUGAAGAGUGAUAGAGCCGAGAAGACUGAAGCACGCACGACAGCUACGCCUGAUAAGACAGAGUCUGGAUCAUCAGGUCGGGCGACGGCUGGGACCGCCUCAGCAGCGUCGACGACGUUUACUCCUGCUACUCCGGGACCAAGCAACACAGCCGCACCGCCUUUCCUCCGUCAAGACACCACCAGCGGUCGGCAGACAAUGGGGCAGAUGUUUCAGUACGUUUACAAGAUCCUGCGAAGACAGUUCCUAUCCUGUCUGGUCACGGUCUUCACCUGCCGUGACCAUGCAUGGCUACUCUACUGGGACCGGGCGGGGCUCAUUGUCUCGGAGCCGUUCAACUUUGUGCAGCAGCCGCGCCUCUUACAGAACUUUUUCUAUCGGUUCGCCUGUAUGGAUGUCAUCCAGAGAGGCGGCGAUCCGACGGUCACUCGGGCAACCGAGGACGAGGUUGAGCUGAUGCGCAGCCACGACAGGUUCGACUCUGACUGGCACAAGACCCAGUUCAAGGCCACGUUAGCACCAGGCUGGCCUAUCUACAAGGUUUCCUCGGACAACGGACGCAAGCCCGAGCGGAAGUUCCUGGUCGGGAAGCCGUACUUCAUGAGUGACUCGCCCAUCGGAGGAGGAACCAGGGGAUAUAUCGCGUAUGACGUCGCCGAACAUCGACUGGUCUUCUUCAAGGAGUAUUGGCGCGUGGACGAGCCGACCUAUCAUCCGGAAGGAGAGGUUUACCUGGAGUUGCAUAAGCACGGGGUGCAGUACAUAGCAACCCCGAUCGCUGCCGGCGACGUUUGCGGUGCGACCGGCGAAGCUCGUUCCACUCGUGCGCAAGCCUUCCUCGAAGGCUCGCCGCCCAAGCUCAUCCAAUAUCGCAUCAUUUUGCUGGAGAUUGGUAAACCGCUGAAAGAGUAUGAGACCUCUUACGAUCUAGUAGUCGCCAUGUACUGCUGUUUGACGGCACAUCAAGAAGCCUGGGGAAAAGCCCAUAUCCUGCACCGCGACAUAAGCAGCGGCAAUCUGCUGCUAUGCUGUGUCGUGACCAAAGACGGCGACAUCACAUGGAUCGGCAUAUUGGUUGACUGGGGUUUGUGCAAGUACGCGAAUGAGUUAGGAAAGCCGAGUGUGCUGAAACCCCGUUCAGGCACAUGGCGGUUUAUCUCAGCGGUCUUGCUGGUAUACCCGGGACACUUCGCCCACGCGGUGUGGCACGAUCUCGAAUCGUUCAUACACGUCCUUCAUUGGAUGUGCGCGCGAUUU
Messenger RNA from Fomitopsis serialis, 1623 nucleotides. RefSeq lists its product as uncharacterized. NCBI's taxonomy places the organism in Eukaryota, Fungi, Basidiomycota, Agaricomycetes, Polyporales, Fomitopsidaceae. The transcript is spliced from 5 exons. The record is from RefSeq and is a predicted model, not a curated record. Gene Ontology annotation, molecular function: protein kinase activity. Gene Ontology annotation, biological process: protein phosphorylation. The annotation marks the transcript as partial.